Phytophthora sojae is the source of this 456-nucleotide messenger RNA. RefSeq lists its product as hypothetical. NCBI's taxonomy places the organism in Eukaryota, Oomycota, Peronosporomycetes, Peronosporales, Peronosporaceae. The record is from RefSeq and is a predicted model, not a curated record. The transcript has a single exon. The coding region runs from base 1 to 456 and encodes 151 amino acids.
AUGCUUGCCGAGGCAGACAUGAUGAGCUGUGCAAUCUCCCACGAGGAGUAUUUCUUGCCUGAUGUGGCCAUGGGGGACGCUAGUGGACUGAAGAGUCUGAAGCAGGCUUGGCGCUGGUCAAGACAAUGCGGAGACCCUGAGCGUCAGCUGAAACGAGUCGAAUCGAUCACUCUUGGUGUCAUGACGGCCACUGCAGAACUCAGCUUGACGGUGACAGAAGGCACACUGGACAGCUUCUUCCCGAAACUGCAGCGGAAAAACCCGAACAUGAGCAAAAGGCUCCUUGGACAGAGACUGCAGCUCACCUGCUCCAUUACCUUCCUGCUGGACGAAGAGACCGGCCGUGUCGCGCAGUUGGAACAUGACGUCGAUUUCGUGGCUCCUUUGCUUCACGUACUUGGCAGCCUAGAGGAUGUGUCCAGUGCACUCAACGAUCACAGCUCGUGUAGUAAAUAG